Molecule: messenger RNA, 2727 nt
Organism: Penicillium manginii
Lineage: Eukaryota; Fungi; Ascomycota; Eurotiomycetes; Eurotiales; Aspergillaceae
Exons: 1
Coding region: 1-2727 (908 amino acids)
Molecular function (GO): catalytic activity
Source: RefSeq, a predicted model, not a curated record
AUGGGCGGGGACUCGAUCACGGCCAUGCAGCUGACGGCGGCGGUCCGAGCACUGGGUCUCCGGGUGUCGGUGGGCGAGGUGCUGAAGAGCAAGACGCUGGCUGAACUGGCCGCGCGCCUCAGUCCCAACCAGCCUGUCGCCCCCAGGGCUGUGGAGGACCCCGCUGACCAGACCUUUGCGCUUUCGCCCAUCCAGCAGCUGUACUUUGCCGUCUCACACCAGCGCCCGACCCGAUUUCACCAGAGCUUCUUCCUCCGCCUGUCGCAGCCAGUCGCUGCAGAGAAGAUGGCUCGCGCAGUCGACGCCAUUGUACAGCGGCAUUCGAUGCUUCGCGCCCGCUUCGUAGAGCAGUCGUCCGACGAGGGCUGGGCGCAGCAGAUCUCCACCUCCCAACGGCCCUUCUCUACCUACGCUGGUCUCGCACGUGAGCAGGUUUGGGAAAAGAUGGAGUCUGUACAGAACAAACUGGAUAUCGUUCAAGGCCCUGUCUUUGCAGUAGACAUGUACCAUUUGUCCACAGGCGAGCAACUCGUCUACGCGGUGGCUCACCAUCUUGUGAUCGAUCUUGUCUCCUGGCGAGUGAUCUUGAGUGAUCUGGAACAGCUCAUGCGCGGCCUCGAGCUGACACUCGACACUCCCCUUCCCUUCCAGGCCUGGAGCAGGAUGCAGGCACAGUAUGCCGAGACCCAUUUGGACGCGAGUUAUAUCCCUUCAACCCUAGGAAAUGGAGAUCCGAGCUACUGGGGCAUGGCCGACACCGCCAACACAUUCGCAGAUGCGAAGCUUGAAUCGUUCGCCCUGGAUACGGAAACCUCAGCCCUUCUCCUCACGGGCUGCCACCAGGCACUGCGAACAGAACCCACCGAUAUCCUGAUGGCAUGCCUCCUGACCUCCUUCGGAAGCGUCUUUACGGAUCGAUCACUGCCCACCUUAUUCUCAGAAGGCCAUGGCCGCGAACCGUGGGACCAGGGGAUCGAUCUCGCCGGCACGGUUGGGUGGUUCACGACCAUGGCUCCCUUGCAGGCUCACCUUGGGCAGUAUGCCCCGCUGGUCGAUUCUGUUCGUCACGUCAAAGACCAGAGACGCUCAAUCCCGGGCAACGGGUGGCCGUACUUUGCCUGCUCUUUCCUCAACGAGCAGGGCCGGAAGAAGGCUGUCGACCACACCAAGGUCGAAGUCAUGUUCAACUAUCUCGGGCAAUACCAACAGCUCGAGCGAGAGGACGCUCUAUUCCGACAGGAAGAGAAACUCCCCAAGGAGCUGGCCGUGUCCGACGUGGCUUCUGGCACGGCGAGGAUGGCUUGGGUUGACGUGUCUGCAGUGCUCGUACACGGAGUCUUCAGCUUCAAUUUCAUCUUCAACCAGAAGAUGCGUCAUGCCGAGAAACUGGCCCGCUGGAUGCAGCAGUUCGAACACGAUCUCCGCGCGGUGGUAAGCUCCUUGGCCGAUCACCGUCCUCGCCUAACCUUGAGCGAUUACCCGCUCUUGCAAACAACGUACAGUGGCCUGGACGACCUCCAGAACGAGCGGCUGCCAGAGAUUGGUGUGGCCGAGAUUGAAGAGGUGGAAGAGGUCUAUCCCUGCUCGCCGAUGCAGCAAGGCCUGCUCCUUAGCCAGAGCCGCGAGUCGAGCCUGUAUCAGACGCAGUUCCGCAGCGAAGUGACGGCCCUUGCUGGGGCCCCCGUCGCCGCCGAUCGUCUGGCCGAGGCCUGGCAGAGCGUCGUUCGCCGCCACUCGCUCCUUCGGGCGGUUUUUGUCAAUGCUGUUUCCACCGAGGGUAUCUAUGACCAGGUGAUCCUGAAGGAUGCCCGCGGCCAAGUUCAUCGCGUGGUGUGCGAUGAAGAUGCCGAUGCACUGGAGGUCCUGUCCCAGCCGCGAGUGGCCGCCGAGGACUACCAGCUGGCCCAUUCUCUGACGUUGUGCGAGACGCCGACUGGAAGGCUACUGUGCAAGUUUGAGUUCUCCCACGCUAUCGUCGAUGCCGCCUCGCUCGGCAUCCUUGUACGUGACCUGGCCGCUGCGUAUGAAGGCCGUCUGGAUCCGCUGCCCGGGCCCGCCUACAGCGAAUACAUCCGGUACCUCCAGGAUCGCCCGCUUGCAGAGGGCAUUGUGUACUGGAAAGCCCAUCUUCACGGCAUCGAGCCCUGCCUGUUCCCGACCCUUCACAGCAGCUCCCUUGUGAACCGCACGAUCCUCAAGACCACCUCGCUGAGCCUUAACGUGGACCCCGAGCUUCUGCGCACCUUCUGCGCAAGCCACGGAGUGACUGCAGCGGUAGUUUUCAUGGUCGCCUGGGGGCUGGUCCUGCGCACGUAUGCGGGGACUGCGGACAGCACCUUUGGAUACGUAGUGAUGGGGCGAGACAUCCCUGUGCCGCGCAUCGGGGACACCGUCGGGCCCUUUAUCAACAUGCUGCCGUGCCGCGUGCGCACCGCCAGCGGGGCAGGAACGGUAUCAGACCUCUUGGGCGAAGCUCAGGACGCCUAUGUCAACGGCAUCGAGCGCCAGCACGUCUCCCUGGCGCAGAUUCUCCACGCCCUGGGCCGCUCCAUGGAAGGGCCACUGUUCAACACGAUGCUGUCGGUGCAAAAGACGACGGAGCGUGCAGCAGCACCGGAGGCACUCUCGUUUAGGAAUCUGGGCGCUCAUGAUCCGACUGAGGUUAGUUGCACAUCCGUAUUCGACAAUUUAUAUGUUCCAAGGCUAACAUUCCACAGUACGAUCUGA